Molecule: messenger RNA, 3088 nt
Organism: Bradysia coprophila
Lineage: Eukaryota; Metazoa; Arthropoda; Insecta; Diptera; Sciaridae
Gene: mbt
Product: serine/threonine-protein kinase PAK mbt
Biological process (GO): protein phosphorylation
Molecular function (GO): ATP binding; protein serine/threonine kinase activity
Source: RefSeq, a predicted model, not a curated record
AGAGGUUUUUAACUGUUAAAAACUGCUACAGGCAUAGAGCAGAAUUCCAUUGACAGUUCAGUGCAGCGUUGUGUGUUUCUCAUUUUAAUUAAAUUUGUUUGUUUAUUUUUCCUUUAAUUAAUUUCAUCCGAUUAUCGGAUGCUCUUGUUAUUUGGAUAUACCGAUACUACUAUACCAACCCCUGUCCGAAACGCGUUUGCGACGUUUAUGUUUAUUUGCAUAUCGUCCAAUAUUUAAAGUCAAUUUGUAUUCAGAAAGUGUGUUGAGCGCGAUGUGCUCAAUAGGAGAAAGUGAUGAGAUUAGUGUACGUUGCCAGUGAAAUAAGCGAAUAAAAAUAUGUUUUCGAAGAAGAAAAAGAAGCCACAAAUUUCGUCGCCCAGUAAUUUCGAACAUCGCGUUCACACUGGCUUCGAUAAACGGGAAGGCAGAUACGUAGGACUACCGCUGCAAUGGGCAUCGAUUGUCGGCAACAAUCAAAUACUUAAAUCAACCAAUCGACCAUUACCGUUCGUUGAUCCAUCCGAAAUUACUCCAACCGAAAUACUCGACUUGAAAACAAUCGUACGCCCCCAUUUGAACAACAACAAACUGCAAGACGAUCAACAGCCGAAUGGAAUCGUCCUACCGAAAACAUCUCAUGUGGCUAGAUCCAAUUCACUUCGCAGUUCCAGUCCACCUCGGAUGCGUCGUGAUAUUAGAGGAAAUGCCAAUGUUCCACCUUCUCUGGUUGAAAUGCCGGAAGAACAGUCCCAGUUAGUACAAUAUCCCAGCAUGAGACGAGGUGAUGGCAGUAAUUUUUCAUCGAAACCACAACCCCAGCAACCGAAUCAUCAAGAAUGGAAUCGUCAACAGCCAGCCAUGGCCGGUGUUCACGGAACCGGGCCACCAACCGGAUCGUUACAUAGUUUUUCCGAUAAUCAGCCGACAUACCAAAACAAUACGACCGGUACCAAUGGCAACACUCUUAGCCCUAUCAAUGUACAUACAGACAUACCGGCACCAUAUUUACGGCCUCAGCAAACAUCACCAGCUGGUUCCGUUGGUAGCAAUCACCGGCCGCCAUAUGCCCAGCAUCCGCAUCACUUCCCUCAUCAUGGACAACAGCCACUUCCACAGCAUUUACAGCCACAGCAGCAAUUCAACCAAAAUCCGCAACAUCAACAACCUCAGAUCAAUCGUCCACCAUUGCCUACAACCAGUUCAACGGAUCAGAAUCUAAACCCACAACAGUCGACGCAUGUUCAUCAGCAACAUGUCGCUAAUUCACGUGCAUCUAGUUCCAGUGGUGGUAAUGCAUCGACGACGGUUCAGAGUACUGGUGGCGGAAGUAUUAGUGGAACGACUGGGCCAAGUCCGAGUGGCGUGAAACAGGAACAACGAUUGACACACGAACAGUUCCGAGCAGCGUUACAGAUGGUUGUAUCAGCUGGAGAUCCACGAGAGAAUUUGGAAAAUUUUAUGAAAAUUGGAGAAGGAUCCACUGGAACGGUAUGCAUUGCAACGGAUCGAUCAACUGGUCGACAGGUUGCUGUUAAAAAGAUGGAUCUGCGUAAGCAGCAACGCCGUGAAUUGUUAUUCAACGAAGUGGUGAUCAUGAGGGACUAUCACCAUCCGAAUAUUGUCGAAACAUAUAGCAGCUUUCUGGUUAAUGACGAGUUGUGGGUUGUUAUGGAGUAUUUGGAGGGUGGUGCAUUGACUGAUAUCGUGACACAUUCUCGUAUGGAUGAAGAACAAAUCGCCACCGUAUGCAAGCAAUGCUUGAAGGCUUUAGCAUACUUACACUCUCAAGGUGUCAUACAUAGAGACAUAAAAUCUGAUUCAAUAUUACUAGCCACUGAUGGUCGGGUGAAACUUUCGGACUUUGGAUUUUGUGCUCAAGUAUCGCAAGAGCUACCCAAACGUAAGUCACUCGUCGGAACGCCGUACUGGAUGAGCCCAGAGGUGAUAUCUCGAUUGCCGUACGGUCCCGAAGUGGACAUCUGGUCGCUAGGUAUCAUGGUAAUUGAAAUGGUCGACGGAGAGCCGCCGUUCUUCAACGAACCACCACUGCAAGCGAUGCGACGCAUCCGUGACACGAAGCCACCGAAUCUGAAGAAUGUGCACAAAGUGUCGCCGCGGUUGCAAGGAUUUCUGGAUCGCAUGCUCGUUCGUGAUCCGGCUCAACGUGCUACAGCUGCCGAACUGUUGUCACAUCCGUUCCUGCGACAAGCCGGACCGCCAUCACUACUUGUACCGUUGAUGCGAGGCGCACGCCACAGCAAUUGCUAGAGAUUUGUUUUUAAAAAAAAUUGUCUGGUCGAAUUUUAGCAUCGUACGAGAUGUGAGUUCACCGAGACGAAUUGUUUUUUUUUCGAAAGUUUAAUUGGUAUAUUGUGAAGAAAGAGCCCUACUGGAAAAUUGUUUAAUGAACAUGAUAUGAUGUGUGUAGUGUAUGUACAACGUUUUACCAAUAUUUUGAACUUUCAAAUGAAUUUUGAACAACAAAAGUUCGAUAAAUUUUUUAUUUUUAUAAAUUAUCGGCAGCUGAAUCUCUUCGGGUUGGCCGACUUAAUUACUGAACAAUGAUCAACCAAAUUGAGUUGGUUGGAAUUUCGAAAAAGCGGCAAAUUAUUCCAAAAGUCAGCCCAGUUUCUUUAUUGGGAUCGAUCCCGAUUCCUACAUUUGAACGACAAUUUUUCGAUAUACAAAAUUGAGCCCAAUCUCGACACGAUUUUACAUAACGCUUGCAGAGAGGGAAUAAAAUGUUUUUUUUUUUAAGAUUUUGUUGAAGCAGAGAGGGUACAAUCUUCUCCGUCCAUUAUAACAAGUUCAUGUGCCUUUGUACACCCCGAAUUGUAAUACUGAAGAUUUAACAUAUUUCAAUGAGAUAUAUUUUAUGAAAAAUAAUCCUGGAAAGGAGUUGACAUGUAACAUUAAUUCUCCACUAUUACUCAUGGAACAUCUAUUUCUAUUUUGUUUUAAUUUACGUUUCUGUUAAAUGUUUUUGCAUUAAGAUAUAGGAGUUGUUGAUUGUGUCCAGUUAAUAAUUUUGAUCGGUUUUAUGUCAAAGUACGAACGUUAUUGCGGUUUUUUUAAAUUUAACAUAUAA